GCAAUGUAAUUCCACCUGCGUCGGCCCCUCCCGGGGUCUCGUCUCAAUACUUCAUUACACACGAUGGAAGUCAUGCAAUGCCUUUGGCUGGACUCUCUCAAUGAUCAGGUAUCUCAGUCCCACCUACCACACCCUUAAAGCAACAUGUCUCCUCCCGCUGCUAUCUUCGAGCCCACCGUGGUCCCCACUGGCAUCAAGUCCAACGUGGUGGUCCCGGAGGCCGCUCCCGUCACUGGCUCGUCCCAGACCCAGCUGCUUGACCACUUCGCUGGCAAGUGGGACAACUUCAAGUUCGCUCCCAUCCGUGAGAGUCAGGUUUCGCGUGCUAUGACCAGACGCUACUUCCAGGAUCUGGACAAGUACGCUGAGAGUGACAUUGUCAUUGUGGGUGCUGGUUCCUGCGGUUUGAGCACCGCGUAUGUUCUGGCCAAGGCUCGUCCGGACCUGAAGAUUGCCAUUAUCGAGGCCAAUGUUUCCCCUGGUGGUGGUGCCUGGCUUGGUGGCCAGCUCUUCUCCGCCAUGGUCAUGCGUCGUCCCGCCGAGGUCUUCCUGAACGAACUGGGCGUUCCCUACGAGGAAGACCUUGCGAACCCCAACUACGUUGUGGUCAAGCACGCCUCGUUGUUCACCUCGACCCUGUUGUCCAAGGUUCUCGCCUUCCCCAACGUCAAGCUCUUCAACGCCACCAGCGUGGAGGACCUGAUCACUCGCCCUGCUGCCAGCGGCGACCCCAAGGAAGUCCGCAUUGCCGGUGUGGUCACGAACUGGACCCUGGUCACACUCCACCACGACGACCACUCCUGCAUGGACCCCAACACCAUCAACGCUCCCGUGAUCAUCAGUACCACCGGCCACGACGGUCCUUUCGGUGCCUUCUCGGCCAAGAGACUCGUCUCCAUGAACAGCGUCGACAAGCUGGGCGGUAUGCGCGGCUUGGACAUGAACUCGGCCGAGGACGCCAUCGUCAAGAACACCCGUGAGGUCACCAAGGGUUUGAUCAUCGGUGGUAUGGAGCUGUCGGAGAUCGAUGGCUUCAACCGCAUGGGUCCUACUUUCGGUGCUAUGGUCCUGAGCGGUGUCAAGGCUGCUGAGGAGGCGCUGCAGAUCUUUGACGAGCGUAAGCGCGAGUGCGCUGAGUAAUUGUCUUCAGUCAACUCAAUUGAGUGUGAGAAAUCACAUGGAGUUUGAUUUCACUCGUUAUGCGAUGUGUUAUGUGGAAGAUUCCGCACGUGGUGACUAAAUUGCAACACACGAGGAUGAUGACGUCGCUGGCUAGUUAACGACAUUCUUUAUGAUCACAAUAUGACUAUUCACUAUCUCAA
This is a messenger RNA of Aspergillus welwitschiae, 1322 nucleotides long. It is a transcript of the gene thiA, whose product is annotated as thiamine thiazole synthase. The transcript has 3 exons. The coding region runs from base 145 to 1140 and encodes 331 amino acids. The record is from RefSeq and is a predicted model, not a curated record. Lineage: Eukaryota; Fungi; Ascomycota; Eurotiomycetes; Eurotiales; Aspergillaceae. Gene Ontology annotation, biological process: thiamine biosynthetic process.